Messenger RNA from Elephantulus edwardii (Cape elephant shrew), 455 nucleotides. RefSeq names its product angiogenin, ribonuclease, RNase A family, 5 (gene ANG). Gene Ontology annotation, biological process: innate immune response; antibacterial humoral response; antimicrobial humoral immune response mediated by antimicrobial peptide. Bases 15 to 455 code for a protein of 146 amino acids. Gene Ontology annotation, molecular function: RNA nuclease activity; nucleic acid binding. NCBI's taxonomy places the organism in Eukaryota, Metazoa, Chordata, Mammalia, Macroscelidea, Macroscelididae. The transcript has a single exon. The record is from RefSeq and is a predicted model, not a curated record.
CUCUGUUGGAAGAGAUGAUGAUGGGCCUGGGCCCCCUGUUGUUGGUCUUCAUGCUGGGUCUGAGUCUGACCCCACCAGCCCUGACUCAGGAUGACUCCAGGUACAAACACUUCCUGACCCAGCACUAUGAUGCCAAACCAAAGGGCCGGAAUGACAGAUAUUGUGCAAGCAUGAUGGAGAGACGAGGACUGACGACACCCUGCAAAGACACCAACACUUUCAUUCAUGGCAACAAGGGCAACAUCAAGGACAUUUGUGGAAACAAGAAUGGAAUCCCUCAUAGAGAAAAUUUAAGAAUAAGCAAGUCUGCUUUCCAGGUCACCACCUGCAGGCAUACAGGAGGAUCCCCUCGGCCACCGUGCCGGUACAGAGCCACGCAAGGAUUCAGAAACAUUGUUGUGGCCUGUGAAAAUGGCUUACCUGUCCACUUUGAUGAGUCCUUUUUUCAUCUGUAG